UUUGCGGUAGGCCUCCAGUAAUUCGUGAUACAGAUAUGCAAACAGACUUGUGUCAAAUAGUAUUAUCGAGCGGUCAUCAAAUCGUUAAAAUUUUAAUCUACGAUACGCGUCAAUAUUUAGAGUCUAUUCGGAAAGAGAAGAGUCGUGGAAUAUAUUGGGCCCCAUACAUUCCACGACUCUUCUCUUUCCGCACAGACUCUAUGUCAUACAUUGUCAAUAUCUGAGUAACUUGUAGUAGUACUGAUAGUGUGAUAGGGCCAAAGGGCGCUAAUAAUGUACAGCCAAGAUAAUACUUUGCUUAGUAAUCCGUUUCUAUUGUAUACAAUUGAACUAUGAAGACAGCAUAUUAUUAGGCUAUGCAAUAAGAUCUAAAGAGGAUAGCAACGAGGUUUCCGAUUAGGUAGAGGCAAAGAGUAAAGUAAGUAUAUAAUUGAGAUACAUUUGCUACUUGAGUUUAGUAGGUAGGUACAGUAGCACUCGCACUUCACAUUGGGCCUCAGCCACAUCAGCAUACGACGGAUUGUUAAUAGAACUUUUUGCUCGGCCUCAAACUAUGACCAGCCCAAACUGACAUUUGUCUAAUUUCAACUUACCAAACAAACAUUCUACAUUAAAAUUACUGCACAUCAUGUCUAGAAUGAGAUGUUAGCGAUCGGGCUAGCGGCUGUUUUGGCUGCUCUUUUCAUCUGUUGCUCCGGCGCGUCGGUAGAUUACUGUGGGGCUGCGAUGUGUGGGAUGUCCAAUUCUCACACGUUUUGUCAGUAUACCGAAGGCCCAGGCCCCAAAUGUACCGGUUAUAUAAACGACCGCCUCACGGGCGAGGAGAAGACGCGUUUGAUUGGUCGUAUGAACCGUCGGCGUAACGAGGCGGCCCUGGGCAAAUUACAAAUGCCUCCAGCUAGCAAUAUGCUGAAACUGCGUUGGGUCGAAGAGUUAGCUCGAGAAGCGCAGGUAUGGGCAGAUCAAUGCAACCCGCCUAGCUAUCCUGAGGGACAUGAUGUGUGCAGAGAUCUCUAUUCAAUAACAGUAGGUCAGUGCGUGGCGUCAGUGGUCGGAGAAGCGCCCGGCCUCCGGCCCGAGUCCAUGGUCGACAUGUGGUAUUUGCAGGGUCGGCAGAAUACCAUCCCCACGGAUGACAAGAACUAUCCAAUGGACUUCGCGCAAAUGCUAUGGGCGCACACGUAUUUAGUUGGCUGCGCUAGAAGUCGAUUUAUGAUAGAACAAAACGGCCGUCUCCGUACAGUGACACGCCUGGUAUGCAACUUCGCGCCGCGCGGACCGGAGGGUCCGUUGUGGGUCCCAGGAGCGCCUGCAUCCGUCUGUCCGGCUCUUUCUGGGCCUGACCCGGUAUUUUCUGGACUUUGUACCUUUCAUCACGACGCGACCUUUACGUAUGACACCAGAAAUGCAACAGUAUUAAAGGAACAGUUAGUUUUGGAUACAAUACUGGAAAUAGAUAAAAAUGAUUCUUUGAACUAUCAUGGUAGUUUGGAUCAAAUAUAUUUGACAAAAAUGGUGGCAGUAAGUAUAAAUAGCCAAACUGAGCAGCAAUACCAACUUGAUUUCACAGAGAAGAAUGAUGUAGUUCAAACCAAAAUUCUAGAUUAUAAGGAAGUCAUGAGAAAUAUCACUGACAAUUAUACGAUAACUGAUUACAGUCACGAAAAUGUAACAACAAAAAAAGUAAACGAAUCAUUUACGAUACGAGUAACCAAAAAAAUAUUAAGUACAGUUGGAAGACCUAAAUCAUAUAACAUAGAGGAGCUUAAUCUAGAAAACAAGGAUGCUGAAAAUGGAACAGCAAAUUCAGUGCCUGUCAAAGAAGAUAAUGUUUACAAUGAUUAUCUUGAUGAUAUUGUAGAGAGAAAUGAAAGGGAUUAUAUUGCGGCUGUGAGAGAAAGUAAUGUAACAAUAGCAACACCAUCAGUUGUAAUCGAACUCGCCACAGAAACUAUAAAGUCAACAGGAAGCUCAAUAAUUUCAACAUACAUUUUGGAACCAACGACAGCUACUUUUAUAAAUGACAGUGAAAUAAAUAAUGUCACUGUUUACCCAGACGCAGACGUCCGAACUACGACUCCCUAUGUUAAAAAUGAUAUCCUAAAAAGACUGCUAAAUUUAAGUGAAAAAACUGACCAGAAUCCGUCAGACCCUGAAACGGCGCGACAACUUGAAGAAGCAUUGGAGGAUAUGGAGAAAGCUCUCGCAUCUUCACCGGUUUCCAGUAAGGUUCGCCGGGAUUUACGUCAACCACAAGAAUCUAUAGACAUACCAGAGCAGAGGGAGAAUGAGCGAAGACCACAAAAAGAGCUACCUAAAGAGCUAACCGAAACCCAAAAACUGAAAGAAAUUGGUACACCCGACUCAGCUCCAAUAAUGGCUAUACUGACAAAAUACGCUCCACUGAUAAAAAGCUAUGAAAACAUAUUCAAACGAAGCGAUGCAUCAAAUACCACUCUUAGUUUAAUAGUGUUGGUGUUAGGGUGCAUAGUUUCAAACAGUUUGUAAACGUAAAUGAACUAGACUACAGUGCGACGUAAAAUAGUAGAAAAUAAAUCAGGGCCACUUUUUCGUAACUCACAUUUCUGACAUAAUAUACUUAAACAUGACGACAAUUUUGUAUGCGAAGUUUCUACUCUUUCAUGUCGAACUGUAACUAGAAUCCAUGUACGCUAAAUCAAAUAUCAAAAAUCAAAUCAAACAUUAUUUAUUUUUAGGCAACGACGGCUCAUAGCUAUAUAUCGGUAACAUACAUACAAUAAUGCUUAAGGUCAAUGUGGGGAAAACCGGCAUGUACAAUUUUUGGUUUGGAAGACAGUCAUUCAUAGGGCAAGAACUAUUUUAUUUGUAUUCGUACUUUGCUCUGAUACAGCCAUAAUGAAAGAGCUUCGGUCCUUCUACUCUACCGAACUUGUGUAAGUGGAGUAUGUGUACAAACGCAAGAGUUAGGGUCGGUUGCACCAAAACAUCUGUCACCAAUAAAGCGUUAGCUAAAUUAUAUUUAUGGGAAGGUUCACAGUUCUCUGUUGAGUGACGUUCAUCUGUCCGCUAAUUGUGGUGGAUGAAACUGGUCCUUAGAAGAGCAAAAGAGCUUGUAGACGGUCUUACCUGAUAGACGGCCUUCACCAUAUUGACCUGAAGCUAAGUUUGCAUCGACUUGGCUGUGGCAAAUAAAUAUUCACCGGAGAUGACCGAACGAAAUGCUCUUAUAGAACUUUCAGUAGGAGUAGCAGAGAAAGCGUUGUUAUUGUUUGUCCUUGUCACAGUCUCACAUUGGGCGGUGUUAACCUCUGGAGUUGCAGGCGUCCAUAGGCUACGGUGACUGCUUACCAUCAGGCGAGCCGUAUGUUUGUUUGCCACCGUCGUGGUAUUUUUUAAUACUACGUCGGUGGCAAACAAGCAUUCGGCCCGCCUGAUGGUAAGCAGUCACUGUAGCCUAUGUAAGCCUGCAACUCCAGAGGAGUUACAUGCGCGUUGCCGACUCUAAACCCCCCUCCCCAUCUUUGAACUCUGGCAACCUUACUCACCGGCAGGAACACAACACAAAACAAACAAAAAAAUAAUAAAUAAUAUUUCAAUUGUUUAAUCCGUUUUACCUAUAUUUGUUAGUGAUGUAUUGUGAUUUUAAGUUUUGUAAUUUCGUUGUAUUAUUUAUGUACUGUAUUUGUAUUUGCUAUUUUUUUAAAGCUCGUGUUAUUAUU
Molecule: messenger RNA, 3701 nt
Organism: Cydia pomonella (codling moth)
Lineage: Eukaryota; Metazoa; Arthropoda; Insecta; Lepidoptera; Tortricidae
Product: venom allergen 3-like
Exons: 11
Coding region: 643-2508 (621 amino acids)
Source: RefSeq, a predicted model, not a curated record